Nicotiana tabacum (common tobacco) is the source of this 1291-nucleotide messenger RNA. RefSeq names its product xyloglucan endotransglucosylase protein 7-like. The record is from RefSeq and is a predicted model, not a curated record. Gene Ontology annotation, biological process: cell wall biogenesis; xyloglucan metabolic process. Gene Ontology annotation, molecular function: xyloglucan:xyloglucosyl transferase activity; hydrolase activity, hydrolyzing O-glycosyl compounds. Gene Ontology annotation, cellular component: cell wall; apoplast. NCBI's taxonomy places the organism in Eukaryota, Viridiplantae, Streptophyta, Magnoliopsida, Solanales, Solanaceae.
AAAAAUUACUAAUUAAUCAAUGAACACCGAAGUUCCAUUUGUAUACAAUAAUUAUGAGUAAUACAAAAAGAAUGCAAUAUGAGGUUUCAAAGAAUCAUAUUAUCAAAUUAUUUCAAUGGCAAGGUUUUCGUCUUCUUCAUCUAGGUCCAGGUCUUCUCUUCCAUACAUUGUAUUGCUCUUCGUUGCUGCCCUUUUUGUCUUUAAGAUAGAUGUUAUCAUAUCUCAGACAUUUAGUUCAGCCCGUCGCAACCUGGAGAACACUCCUAACCGUAUCUUAGUGAAGUCUAAAUCCCAAGAAACUGAUGACAGUAUACCUGUAGUAUUAGUAAAUGGUACAUUUCACCGGCAUUUUAUAUUAUCAUGGGGAGACGAUAGAGGAAAGAUACAUGAAAAUGGAGAACUUUUAACACUCUCCUUAGAUAAGCAAUCUGGAUCAGGAUUUCAGUCCAAGAAAGAGUAUCUCUUUGCCAAAAUUGAUAUGCAAAUUAAGCUCGUCCCUGGAAAUUCAGCUGGCACUGUUACUACUUUUUACCUGUCAUCACAAGGCAACAAGCAUGAUGAAAUAGAUUUUGAAUUCUUGGGAAAUUCCACAGGAAAUCCUUAUACUCUUCAUACUAAUAUUUUCAGUCUAGGCCAAGGCAAUAGAGAACAACAAUUUUUCUUGUGGUUCGAUCCUACUGCAGAUUACCAUACCUAUUCAAUCCUUUGGAAUCCAAAAUGUAUUAUAUUCUAUGUUGAUGGUACACCAAUUAGGGAGUUCAAAAAUGCAGAAAAAAUUGGUGUUCCAUUUCUAAAAUACCAACCAAUGAGACUAUACUCAAGUCUAUGGAAUGCAGAUGAUUGGGCUACACAAGGUGGUCGUGUUAAAACUAACUGGAAAUUAGCACCUUUUAUUGCUUCUUACAAAAAUUUUACUUAUGAAGCCUGCAUUUAUUCAAGAUUAACUAGUUCGUCUUCGUGCAAUAUCAACUCUCCUCCUUUUGGUAACAACGCGUGGCUAACACACGAAUUGGAUCGAAGAAGUCGAGCAAAAAUGAAAAUUUUGCAGAAAAAACAUAUGAUUUAUGAUUAUUGUAAGGAUAAAUGGAGGUUUCCUAAAGGACCUGCUCCUGAAUGCAAGCUUCAAUAACAAUAUAGGAAAAUUAUAACUUGUUUAUUAUGUAUAAGAUUUCACAUAUCUUGUAUUUUGGGAUUUUCUACUUGUUUUUUUUAAAGUUCUUUUUAAGUUAUGAUUUUGUAGUUUUCUAUGAUGAAUCCUACAGGAGGCUGUUGUAUAUUGUCAUUAAUUAAU